This is a messenger RNA of Pungitius pungitius (ninespine stickleback), 2600 nucleotides long. RefSeq names its product mitochondrial intermediate peptidase-like. Gene Ontology annotation, cellular component: mitochondrion. The record is from RefSeq and is a predicted model, not a curated record. Gene Ontology annotation, biological process: peptide metabolic process. Bases 301 to 2403 code for a protein of 700 amino acids. Gene Ontology annotation, molecular function: metalloendopeptidase activity. The transcript is spliced from 19 exons. Lineage: Eukaryota; Metazoa; Chordata; Actinopteri; Perciformes; Gasterosteidae.
UACCACCUGCUACAGUCAGCCUGGGUUUGGCAGAUAGUCACUGAGCUAACAUGUGAGCAGUUUGUCUUUACUGGUAACGUUACGCUUCUUAACACGUUACAACAAUCCAGUUAGUCUUGAACUAAAGGCAAGCGGUUAGAAUAUAUUAACGAACAUCAGUCUUUCACAUCUCCGGCUUUUGAAAACAGGCUAACGUUUGACGGUUUAACAUAAUUAGCAUGUCCUCUGUCAGUCACUGUCGGCACCACAAGUCUCAGUAGGCAUCUGCGGGGCAGCAGGUAACUCGACUUACAGCACGACAUGUCCGCGUGCAAAAGCUUACUUCACUUUGUCAAGCACCGGAGCUUGUGGACGCACGUUCGGAGAAAUGUCACGACGUGGUCGCCCGUCGGAGCUGCUUUCAAUGCCAAACAUCACAAACGACUCAACGUGUUGGAGAAAAAUGUGGGUUUGUUUGGGGUGCCAGAGCUCAGCUGUCCUGCAGGCUUCCAGGCUGCCACAGAAACCGCUCUGAAGGACUCCCAGCGCCUGGUGGAAAGAGCCUGCUCCGGUCCUCCCGGGGUCCAGACGGUCGAGUCUUUCGACCAACUCUCGGAUGCUUUGUGCAAAGUGGCUGAUCUGGCGGACUUUGUUAAAGUGGCCCAUCCAGAUCCGGCGUUUCGCGAGGCCGCAGAGAAGGCCUGCAUAGAGAUCGGCACGGUCGUGGAGAAGCUGAACACCAAUGUUGAUCUGUGCAAGAGCCUAAAAAUAUUGCUGGACAACCCGGAGAUUGUGGCUCAGCUGGACCCUGAUACGAGACGAGUGGCGGAGCUGUUCUUGUUCGACUUUGAAAUCAGUGGAAUUCAUCUGGAUGACAAACUGAGGAAAGAGGCGGUGGCCCUCCACGUGAAGCUGUUGGAUCUGAACAACGAGUUUCUGUUCGGCUCCCACCAGCCGAACAGAAUCGCGAGGUCGGCCAUUCCCGAACAUCUGCACGUGCACUUUGCAGACGAAGGAAGCUUCAUUCAAGUUGGGGGAUUACACGCAGAUUCCCCCGACGACUUGGUGCGAGAAAUCGCCUACAGGAUCUUCCUCUACCCGAAUGCAGAUUUGAUGGCGUGCCUGGAGGAGCUGCUGAAGUGCAGACACAAGCUGGCCACUCUGGUGGGCUACGAGUCGUACGGACACCGAGCCCUAAAGGGAACGAUGGCCAAGACGCCAGAGACGGUGAUGAGCUUUCUUCAGCUGUUAACAGACAAGCUGUCAGACAGAACGGCCAAAGACUUCACGAUGCUGACGAACAUGAAGAAAAAACUCAACCCUCAAAAUUCUGAGCUGAUGCCGUGGGAUCAUCCGUACCUCAGUGGUGUCUUGCGUGCCGAAAGGUACAACAUAGAGCCCAGUCUGUACAGUCCUUAUUUGUCCCUGGGCGCCUGCAUGGAGGGUCUGAACCACCUCUUCUGUGAGCUGUACGGCGUGUCCCUCGUGUCCGAACACGCCGGUGCCGGAGAGGUCUGGAGCGAGGACGUCCGCAAGCUGGCUGUGGUACACGAGACGGAGGGGUUGAUGGGACACAUCUACUGUGACUUCUUCCAACGCAAGGACAAACCUCAUCAGGACUGUCACUUCACCAUCCGUGGUGGCCGCCAGUGCCAGGAAACGGGUCGGUACCAGCUCCCGGUCGUGGUGCUGAUGCUGAGUUUGCCCCACCCGACCAAGAGGGCCCCCACCUUGCUCACCCCCGGCAUGAUGGAGAACCUCUUCCACGAGAUGGGACACGCCAUGCACUCCAUGCUGGGACGCACGCGCUACCAGCAUGUGACCGGAACCAGAUGUGCGACUGACUUCGCCGAAGUCCCGUCCAUCCUCAUGGAGUACUUUGCCACCGACUACAGAGUCGUCAGCCGGUUUGCGCGCCACUACGAAACCGGACAGCCUCUCCCGGAGACGAUGGUGGCUCGCCUGUGUGAGUCGAAGAAGGUGUGCGGCGCCGCGGACACACAACUGCAGAUUUUCUACGCCGUCUUGGACCAGCUCUACCACAGCCGGCCCCAGAACCGCAGCACCACAGACAUCCUGAAGGAGACGCAGCAGAAGUUCUACGGCUUGCCUUACGCGCCCAACACGGCGUGGCAGCUGAGAUUCAGCCACCUGAUUGGCUACGGGGCCAAGUACUACUCCUACCUCAUGUCCCGCGCCGUGGCCUCCAUGGUGUGGAAGCAGUGCUUCGUUCAGGACCCUUUAAACAGGGACAUGGGGGAGCGCUACCGCCGGCAGAUGCUGGCCCACGGAGGCGCCAAGGAGCCCAUGCUGAUGGUGGAAGGGAUGCUGCAGAGACAGCCCACCAUGGAGGAUUUUGUGGAUGCGUUGGUGUCCGAGCUGAAGCCCAACUUUGAAACCUUCAUCAUGGACUCCGAAAGCUGAAGAUCUCUCCGUCUCCAUGGAAACUGACUCGGCUCUUUUGACAAGGCAUCUUUACUUUGUCUGUAAAUAAAUAUCGCCCGUCUCUCUUAAAGUCACAUUGACUUGUUUUGAUAAAUUUGGUCAAUUUUUGCUGUUAAUAUUAAAUAAUGUUAGAGUCGCGUCAAAUUGCGUCUUAAAUUCAAAAACUCCUUUUAUAA